Messenger RNA from Miscanthus lutarioriparius, 324 nucleotides. The record is from the annotation of a GenBank genome assembly. NCBI's taxonomy places the organism in Eukaryota, Viridiplantae, Streptophyta, Magnoliopsida, Poales, Poaceae.
AUGGAGGAGUAUAUGAAGGAGGCUCCACGUAUGAUGCCAGUUAUAGAGCCACUGGAGCUUCCUGAGCGGCUUCUUCUGACAUACAAACCAGAAGAAGAAGAAGUUCGUGAGCCUAUUCCUAUUGUAGAGGAGAAACUGCAAGUUGUUGAAGAACCUGCUCCAGUUCCUUCUUCCCAAAUAGCUUCGCCUCCCAAGCCUGAGAUUGCAAAUACUGGUGAUUUACUGGGGUUAGGUGAUUCAACCCCUACUGUGUCGGCUAUAGAGGAGAGCAGCGCUUUGGCCUCGGCAAUUCUUCCUACAGGUGAUCAGGCUGGAAGGUUCUAG